CCCUCGUCUCCAAAACUACUUUCGAUGCCUUUCACCUCGCCUUUCGCGCCAUCGACAGCGACGGCUGGCCGUGGAUCUAUCCAACUUGCCCUUCUGCCGCCCAACACGCCUGUUCUUCGCAAUGUGUCCUAUCAAUACCCGCUCAAGCUAGUUGCACCGGACGCUUUGCCCCCUCCUGACCACGAUAGUGACGCGAAUGCGCCUGAACUAGUUCAUACCGUCUUUCUACUCACUUAUGGAGGCGGAAUCGUGGCAGGAGACGGCAUCGACCUUUCUGUGAAUCUUGACCAGUAUACACGACUCGUUUUGCUCACACAGGGCUCAACCAAGAUUUUCAAGACCCCCGAUCCAAAGCUGGUUUCGAGGCAGCAUAUGGCUGUCCGCUUACAUCUUGGUUCUGCGCUGGUCUAUUUGCCAGACCCUGUGCAGCCCUUUGCCCAUACUUCCUUCUCGCAAUCUCAAAUCUAUCACCUAGAGGACGCUCAAGGGAGCCUGUGCGUGUGUGAUUGGGUGACGAGCGGUCGCUCUGCUCGGGGAGAGGAUUGGGAUAUCUACGAGUACAAGAGUAGGAAUGAGGUUUGGUCUUCAGGCGUGAACGCAAAGAAGAGGCUUCUGCUCAGAGACAAUCUUAUUCUGGACAAGCAUGGUCGAACCGACAUGCAGCUUUCUGCGCGCAUGGACAACCAUGCAGUCUUUGGCACCUUGAUCAUCCACGGGCCAGCUUUUGCCUCGCUAUCGCAGUACUUCCUCGAUGAGUUCGAAGCCCUGCCGCGCAUCGGCGGGAGAAACUGGGGCGAUACUACGCAGCCCGACCUCAACCCAAAGGAACAGAGGCGUGUCGAUCGGCAGGAGCAAGAGCGUGCGAAUGGGCUGAUUUGGAGUGCGGCUCGCGUCAGAGGCUUUGUCCUGGUGAAAUUCGCAAGCAGGGAAGUGGAGGGCUCACGCCAUUGGCUCCGAGACAUGAUAUCGGAAGAGCAUUCAAUACUCAAUAAGUUUGGCGAAAGAGCAGUGCUUUGCCUAAAGUGA
Messenger RNA from Periconia digitata, 1026 nucleotides. NCBI's taxonomy places the organism in Eukaryota, Fungi, Ascomycota, Dothideomycetes, Pleosporales, Periconiaceae. The record is from the annotation of a GenBank genome assembly.